GUUCUGGGAUGGGUGGUAAUUAAAAAUGAAGCCGUGACCACAGAAAAAUCGAUGCUUCUGCGUACUACUUUUGUUUCAGUUUUCUUUCAGGCUCGAAUAAAAGUAUUCAAGCAAAAAUAUUAAAAUAUGUAAAAAUAUUACAAGGACACGUCAAGAAACAGUGCGCGGAGAGUGGGCUGUGUCCUGGUCAGAGGAGGAGGAGACUGCUGUGGAGAAAACCCCCGAAAACAUCCCAGCCGAGGACGGAGACAACCCCCUGCUGAGAGGGGACAGAAUCCGUGCUUGGAUGCGGGUAGAGCUGCUCUCUCAUCCGGAACCAAAGCGGGAGAGGCGUCGGGAUUCCCUUUGUCCCCAUGUGUGGAUGAGCUGCGCAAAACUCACGAGCCGCGCGCGCCGUCCAGUCAGGUCAUGCAGGCAUCUGCUGUUCUGUUGGGCUAAAACUCUUGUGCAGUGGGAUUGCAUGUGAAGCGGUUGUGGCCAAACAGCACGGGGGGGAAGUCGAGGAAAGAUGAGGAAGAGCAGGAGCGUUCUCACGGUGUCCCCCAACAAUGACAGCAAAGAACCUCCAGACUGCUGCAUUAGUGAAUCUUUCACGUCUCCUUCAUGCACUCUUGGAGUCGACCUGCGUAGGGGCAGGCGUCGUUUCUCUGGCAACCUGCAGCUACCCCCUUUAUCAUGGCGUCAGGGGGAAAGGUCACGAACACCAGACAUCGAGAGCAUGGCCCGGCCGACAUCCCUCCCAUUUGGGGCCCCUCCAAGGAUAGACAUCACACCUGUGGAUCCACACGGCGAUGACCUGAUUGUGACUCCUUUUGCUCAGGUUCUGGCAAGCCUCCGAAGUGUAAGGAAUAACUUCACGAUACUGACCAAUGUCCAGUGUCCUUCUAGCAAGAGGUCUCCUGCAGCAACAACUCAGCCUCCAAUCACCAAAGUUUGUCUCCCAGAUGAGGCGUACCAGAAGCUGGCUAUGGAGACGAUGGAAGAGCUGGACUGGUGUCUGGACCAGCUGGAGACCAUCCAGACCUACCGGUCCGUCAGCGACAUGGCCUCUAACAAGUUUAAGCGGAUGUUGAAUCGGGAGCUGACGCACCUAUCCGAGAUGAGUCGGUCUGGGAAUCAGGUGUCCGAAUUCAUCUCCAACACCUUCCUAGACAAACAGAAUGAGGUGGAAAUCCCGUCACCGACCUCCAAAACACGAGAGAAGAAGAAGCAGCAGAAGCAGCAGCUGAUGACACAGAUCAGUGGGGUGAAGAAGGUUUCUCAUGGGUCCUCGCUCUCCAACAGCAGCAUAUCGCGCUUUGGCGUCAAAACCGAUAAAGAGGAGCCAUUGUCCAAGGAGCUGGAGGACCUGAACAAGUGGGGUCUAAACAUCUUUAGCGUUUCAGAGUACUCCUACAACCGACCGCUCACCUGCAUCAUGUACGCCAUCUUCCAGGAGCGGGACCUGCUAAAGACAUUUAAGAUUCCAGCAGAUACGUUUGUGGCUUACAUGAUGACGCUGGAGGAUCACUACCAUUCAGAUGUGGCAUACCAUAAUAGUCUACAUGCUGCUGACGUUGCUCAGUCAACACACAUUCUUCUCUCCACUCCUGUUCUGGAUGCGGUUUUCACAGACCUUGAGAUCCUAGCAGCUAUUUUUGCUGCAGCUAUCCAUGAUGUCGAUCAUCCUGGAGUAUCAAACCAAUUUCUAAUCAAUACCAACUCUGAGCUGGCCCUGAUGUACAACGAUGAGUCUGUCUUGGAGAACCAUCACUUGGCUGUAGGCUUCAAGCUGCUACAGGAAGACAACUGUGACAUCUUUCAAAACCUCACAAAGAAGCAGAGACAGUCCCUGCGCAAGAUGGUCAUUGACAUGGUUUUGGCCACUGACAUGACCAAACACAUGAGUCUGUUGGCUGAUCUGAAGACGAUGGUGGAGACUAAGAAGGUGACUAGCUCUGGAGUUCUGCUGCUAGACAAUUACACCGACAGGAUACAGGUGCUGCGUAACAUGGUGCACUGUGCUGAUCUGAGUAAUCCCACUAAGUCUUUGGAGUUGUAUCGUCAGUGGACUGACCGCAUCAUGGAAGAGUUUUUCCACCAGGGAGACCGAGAGAGGGAGAGGGGAAUGGAGAUCAGCCCCAUGUGUGAUAAACACACAGCCUCUGUAGAGAAGAGCCAGGUGGGAUUUAUCGACUACAUCGUUCACCCUCUGUGGGAAACCUGGGCAGACCUGGUACACCCUGAUGCCCAGGACAUUCUGGACACUUUAGAGGAUAACAGGAACUGGUACCAGAGCAUGAUUCCCCAGAGUCCCUCCCCGCCCUUCUACGAUCAGGGCACGCAUGGACACAGCGGGGGAACAGGAAUACAAGGGGGAGGAGAGAAAUUUCAGUUUGAUGUGACUUUGGAGGAAGAGGACUUGGAUGGAAUGGAAAAAUACGGUGAAGGAGAGGAAGACGAGGAUGACGAAGAGUUGGAAGAGGAGGAGGAGGACAGUCUUGGAAAUUCUCGUCCUCCUCCCCAGGACUACUUGGACAGUCAGUUGCCCGACGACGGUACCAUGAUCGAGCCUACAUCGGCAAUAGAGAUUGUGACGCAUGAAGCAUCGCCCACAGACACAUAGGGCUUCCAUCAGCGCGCUCACAUGGUAGUUUUAGAGUCUGUUGGAAAACAGGGGAAAUCCUCUUGCAGCUGUGCUUUUUAAUAAGCCCACAGAGGCAAAGGCUUAGUUUUGGCCCGCGCAGGGGCAUCUUGCACUUGGGUUGUUGAAGCCGGACACGGACUGGCAGUUUCAGAGAGGUGGCUUCAGAGUUCUCAGGAAUUACUUACUGCAAACAUUUUAGUCUCUAUGGACGAGAGGGGAACUUGAAGGAUUUCAGCCAGUUUGGAAAAUGGUUUCUUUUCUUUUCUGGACUGACAUUAAAUGGACAUCGACACUACUGAGAGAACUUUUGUACCGUGACUUAUUUUUUCUAUGGAUAAAUGAUCUAGAAGUAGCAUAGAAUGAGAUCUACUAAUGGAGACACAUUUGUAUAGCGAAAGAGAAGCGUUUACUUUUUCUGUACCAUUUGUCGAGAGACUUUUGUGUGCCUUUUUUACAACUGUCUUUAUAAUAGUUUUUUAUUUAUUGAACACUCUAGCGUCUAUGUGAAAUGUUUUUUUCCUUAACUAAAAAUAUUUUAAAAGGUUUUCGUAUGUCAAAGAGAUAAGUCUUCCAUGUAUUGGGCAAUAGAGAGAUCCAAGCAACUCUUGGACCACUCAUCUACAGUAAAUGGGAAAAUACACGUGUCGCCUUGUAAUCUGAGCACAAGUUUUCCUUUACAUAUGGAGUUCAAACAUGUUCAGCUGUGGUUCACUUUACAUGGUUAUCAGGAUCCCAGCAAAACACAUCACCAUUUAUUACAGCUCCACUUUACGUUUGGCUGCAAACCAUUGGGCCUUCCUGUUGUUCCACACCAAAACAUGAAUUUAAAAGAGGGAUACAAAGUGUUUCAGUUAUUUUGGAGUGAAAUGGCUGUAGCAUCCAGCUAAUAAUAAAAAGCAGAUAUGUAUAAAGGUCUGGCCCCAGAUCAAUGCUAAAAUUAGGGAUGUCCUGUUCCGAUAUCAGAAGUCAUUUGAUAUUGGCCCAAAAACAGUGUAUCGGAUUAUUUCGGACUGCAUCGAAAAUCUCUGAUAUCAACAGUCUGGUAAGGUUCACAUUUUUGCAACCAAUGGUUAGAAAAAAUUGGAAAUGUUUUCAUUUCACUGUUGCUGGCUCUUGUUCUCGAUUUAGUAAUAUCAAAUGAUCAAGCCUUUCAUACAUUCCACACUAUGAAAUAGGUAAAAGUAUGUAUGAUUUGGGCUGAAAUUGUAUGGGAUUGAUAUCGGUAUCGGUCAAUACCGAAGGCUGAAACAUCGGUAUCGAAUCAAAAGGGAAAAAGUUGUAUCGGGACAUCCCUAGCUUAAAUAGAAAGUCUGGGAUAAAAUUCACAACAGUGUUGAGUCUAUUUCUAUCCUACAGGUCUGCUACUGUCCUAAUAAUCCUGUUUGUUGGAAGAAGUUCUGAACCUAGGUCUGGCUGAUGCAACACUUCCUCCAUCAGGUCCAAACCACAAAGCUAAUGGUGUUUUUAUAGCCGCCUGUCAAAAGGUGCUCUAGAUCCUGAUUGCUGAUAGAAAUUACAUGAUUUACAAAUCCCUCUGGGCUCCUCUGACACAACCCCAAAACAACUAGGCCAACUAUUUCUCCCUCUGAAUCCCUAAAGUGCUGCUUCUGCUCAUUGACGUCAGUAGAUAAUUAUAAUUUUUUCAUCCCCCAGCUGUUUAAAGUUUCCACAACUACUAGAAAUUUGCCCUGGCAGGGUCGUUGGAUUCAGUGUGGCAGAAAAGUUUUCCAUAAAUAAAUAAAUACAUUGUUGAGUAAAAUGGCCUAAAUUGUUUGCAGACCUCUUACUAUUCACAACUGAUAUAUAUAUAUUUUUUGGGGGGGGCCUAGUUGCAUCACCUUUCCACUUUUACGUAGGUUUACUGAUGCUCAAAGGUACUUGAUUUAGUUCCCAUAAGGCAGGCUACAGUGGGAGUUGUGGAGAGUGCGUUUUGUACGGGAGUGUGUCUGUCUCGCAUGUCUGGGUCAUGCCUUACCCCAUCACCCCCAUAGCCGUCUUUGCCGUUUGAGCUCAAGUUGGUCCUUUUGCUGUUUAUAACAGUGUGUAUUUAUUCUACACUUUAAGCUUGUAAAUAAGAAAUAUUGGUUCAGUGUAAAACCUAUUUUAAUUUAUAUGCACUUGCAUUACCUGGAGUGGUGGUGUCUCAUGUAGAAGACUCUGGAAUAGUCUUUUUUAUAUAAAUGUAUUCUAUUGUUUUUUAUAAAUAUAUAUAAAUAUAUUAAGUAUAUAUUCACAUGUUUGAGUGCCCAGAAGAGUGGCAGCUAAAGAGGCAUGUGGUUGUCAUAUGAAAACCUUGUAACUCCGACUUUAUUUUUACAUAAAAACUAAAAUGUUCAAAAUUGAGUAUGAUGCACAAACAUUAAACCAAAAAUGUUGUUACUCUGGUUUAUAUAUUCUAAAUAUCCUAAAACCUACUACUCUUUAUUUUCAGUUUUGCCCAAAUUAAAUCAGUUUUGGACUAGACCUUACCUACGAGGUUUUUGUCUGACAUCAGUGAUUUGGUAACCCGGAGGCAACAUAGAGGACAUGUUAAACUGCAUAAACUUGGAUAUAAGAUAAAUAAGAAAAGCUAAGGAAUGCUGAAGCAUAGGUUAAGUACAGAGUUAGCUUUAAUUGUCUUUACCCAAGCUUCUCCAUCCAGCAUUUGGACACAGUGCUAAUGUAAGUACAACUGACAUACACAAAGUGAUCGUCUCUUUUUACACCCAACACACUAUAUGUAAAAGUAGGGGACAGUAUUGGUAGCAUGCUACAAUAUGCCCAGCACUGAUGUGAAUUGUUAAGAGUCAACAACGACCCAUGAUCUUAUGUAACUGACUGUGCUAAUGUGUGAACUCUUCUGACCAAACUCGUUAGCAGUUUUGAAAUUCAAAAUUGUCAGUAUUACUGUUAUCUAUGUUCAAGCCUUUUUGGUCCUAGUUGUGUCCAAUCGGUUAGCCAGAAUUUAGCACUAUCUGCAUGAGAGAACUUUUUUUUUUUUACUGUCAAUAUGUUAAUGUCCGCCAGUUGUUGCAGGUGGGUUAUUAAAUGUUUCACACAAUGUAUGGUAUAUUAUUGUAUAUUGUGUUUAAAAAUAAAUCUGAAAAUACUUUUUCUAUGAAGUGAUUAAAAGCAAAGCAUGAAUAUAUUCA
Messenger RNA from Nothobranchius furzeri (turquoise killifish), 5757 nucleotides. Lineage: Eukaryota; Metazoa; Chordata; Actinopteri; Cyprinodontiformes; Nothobranchiidae. The record is from RefSeq and is a predicted model, not a curated record.